AUGUAUAAAACACGGGAGCCUGAGUUUCUAAAGGUGCAUAAAGUCUUAACUAGCUUGUACAAUGAAGAGAGAAAUCUGCUGCGAAUUAGAGAGAAGGAAAGACGCAACCAGGAAUCUCACCAAGAGAAAGAAGCAUUUCCUGAAAAGAUUCCCCUUUUUGGAGAGCCCUACAAGACAGAAAAAGGUGAUGAGUUGUCUAGUCGAAUACAGAACAUGCUGGGAAAUUAUGAAGAAGUAAAGGAGUUUCUUAAUACCAAGUCCCAUCCCCUUCGCUUUGAUGCUCCUGAAAACAGGUUGGGAAAGCCAAGAUAUCCUUUAUUUCCUGGAAAGGGGAGCAACAUUCCAUCCCACUCCUUCCAGACUAGUGUUCACCACCAGCCCAUUAACACUCCUGCCUCUGGACCACUUCCUGUUGGUAACAUUAGCCACAAUCCAGAGACGGCACAGCCAAGAAUGGAAACAAGUCUCCAUGCCAAAAACUAUGGCCCACCGGAUAGUCAGCACCUAGCCCAAGAUUGCCUGGCUCAAGAAAGGAAUAGCUUUAGUGAUCACAAGAAAGUUGACUACAGAGCUGAUGGAGACCACUGUGCUUCAAUGACUAACUCAGCCCUAGAAAGAGAACUUUCUCCUUUACUUGCCUCUUUUCCUUUCCUUCUCCCCCCUUUGUCACCUAUACAUUCCAGCCAACAUGGUCUUCCCAGGACACAAGGAAGCAGCAAGGUUCAUAGCAGUAGCCACAGUAAAGGUUACUGCCCAGCCAACUCUCCCAAGGACCUGGCAGUGAAGGUCCACGAGAAAGAGACCCCUCAAGACGGUCUGUUGGCACUUGCCAACCUUGGGGCAGCCCCUCAGCCGUCUUCUCAGACAUUUCACCCACCCUCCCUACCUUCAAAAAGUGUUGCGAUGCAGCAGAAGCCCACAGCAUAUGUCUGGCCCAUGGAUGGUCAAGAUCAGGCUCCUAGUGAGUCUCCUGAACUGAAACCACUGCCAGAGGACUACCGUCAACAGACCUUUGAAAAAACAGAUUUAAAAGUGCCUGCCAAAGUCAAGCUCACCAAGCUGAAAAUGCCUUCUCAGUCAGUUGAGCAGACCUACUCCAAUGAAGUCCAUUGUGUUGAAGAGAUUCUGAAGGAAAUGACCCAUUCAUGGCCUCCUCCUUUGACAGCAAUACAUACGCCUAGUACAGCUGAGCCAUCUAAAUUUCCUUUUCCCACAAAGGAUUCUCAGCACAUCACUUCUGCAACCCAAAACCAAAAACAUGAUACAUCCUCAAAAACCCACACUAAUUCUCAGCAGGGAACAUCCCCUAUCCUUUCCAGCUUGCUUGCAGAUGACCUUCUUCUCAGUGACAGUGAGAGCAGUGACAGGGAACAGGCCCCAGAGAAGCCUCCUUCCUCAUCUGCCCUUCCAAGUGCUCCACAGUCGCUUCCAGAACCAGUGGCAUCAGCACAUUCCAGUAGUGCAGAGUCAGAGAGCACCAGUGACUCAGACAGCUCCUCAGACUCGGAGAGUGAGAGCAGUUCAAGUGACAGCGAAGAGAAUGAGCCCCUAGACACUCCAGCUCCUGAGCCUGAGCCUCCUACAACAACAAAUAAAUGGCAGCUGGAUAACUGGCUAACCAAAGUCAGCCAACCCGUCGUGCCCCCGGAGGGUGUGGGGAGCACAGAGUCCCCACGUGGGCACCAGGACAGCAAGGGCCAGGGCCGCGGUGCCAGCAGCAGUGCCGCUCCUCCGGAACCUGCUGAAUCCAAAGACCCCGCACCCAGGAGCUCCAGCAAAGCCCCGCGGGCCCCCUCGGAAGGCGUCCACCCUGGCAGGAGGCGCUGCCACAAGUCUCCUGCACCCCAGGAGCCUCCACAGAGGCAAACCGUCGGAACCAAGCAACCCAAAAAACCUGUCAAGGCCGCUACCCAGGCUGACUCGCAGGCCAGUGUCCAGGUGGAGAGUGAGCCAGGACUCCUCCCUUAUGGCUCCAAAGAACAGACUUCCAAAGACAAGCCCAAAGUGAAGACGAAAGGAAGGCCCCACACAGGCGAGAGCAGAGAGCCCAAGCCCACUGUGCCCACCCCCAACGAAAGGAAGAAGCACAAGAGCACCCCCACCCCCGCCAAGCCACUCUCAGGCUCCAAACCCUCGAAGGACAAUGUGGAGGGCAGGAGCCCUGAGCACCUAGCUCUCGUCCCCCUGGGUCAGAGCCAGGGCCCACUGCACAGCAGCCGAGGCAGCAGGACUAGUGGCUGCCGACAAGCGGUGGUUGUCCAGGAGGACUGCUGGAAGGACAAACUCCCGUUGCCUUUGAGAGAGACCAAGUUGCUCUCACCCCUCAGGGACCCUCCUCCCCCAAAAAGCUUGAUGGUGAGGAUAAGACUAGACCUUCUGUCCCGGAUACCCGAGCCACCUGGGAAGGGGUGCCGCCAGAAGAAGCCCGAAGACAAAGAGCCCCCGGCUGGGAAGAAGCAUGAUUCUGAGAAGAGGAGCUCAGACAGUUCAAGCAAAGUGGUCAAAAAGAGGAAGAGUGAAACAGAAAGAAGCCAUGAGACCAAGAAGAUUAAGUUGGAGAAAGAAGGGAAAUCACAGGCAUCGUCUUCAUCGUCAUCCUCCCAUAAAGAAUCUACUAAAACAAAAGCACCCAGGUCCUCCUCCGAGCCCUCCAAGAAGGAGAUGCUUCCCCCACCGCCUGGGCCAUCUUCGUCUUCAUCCUCAUCCUCCCAGCAGCCAGCCAAGCCUACACACAAGAGGCCCAGGCGUGAAGCAGAUGCCUAUGGCCAGGACCCUCCCAAAAGUGCCAGUAGUGCCAAGAGCAGCCAGAAAGACUCUUCCAUUCCCAAGCACAGAAAAGUCGAGGAGAAGGGGUCUGGAGGCUCCACAGAACACAAAGGAUCUGCUGGAGAUACUGCAAAUCCUUUUCCAGUGCCUUCGUUGCCAAAUGGUAACUCUAAACCAGGGAAGCCUCAAGGGAAAUUUGACAAACAACAAGCAGAUUUUCACAUGAAGGCGGCUAAAAAGUUGAAAUACAAAGCAGAGUCAAUGACGGACAAGGUCGGGAAAGCUUUUAAGUACUUGGAAGCCGUCUUGUCCUUUAUUGAGUGUGGAAUUGCCAUGGAGUCUGAAAGCCCAGCGUCAAAGUCGGCUUACUCUAUCUACUCAGAAACUAUAGAUCUCAUUAAGUUCGUAAUGUCAUUAAAAUCCUUCUCUGAUGCCCCGACACAGGAGAGAAUAUUUGCUGUCCUAUGCAUGCGUUGCCAGUCCCUUUUGAACAUGGCUAUGUUUCGUUGUAAAAAAGACAAAGUAAUGAAGUAUUUUCGUACUCUUAACGACCACUUAAGCACAGGCACACCAUCCCCUCGUUCCCCCAUGCCUUCUCCUGCCAACUCUGGAGGCUCCCAGGCCAGUGCUGGCAGCGUGGGGAGCAGUGGGAUGACUGCCACCAUCAGUACCCCAGUCACCAUCCAGAACAUGACGUCUUCCUAUGUCACCAUCACUUCCCAUGUCCUUACCGCCUUUGAUCUUUGGGAGCAGGCUGAGGCCCUUACAAGGAAGAAUAAAGAAUUCUUUGCUCAGCUCAGCAAAAAUGUGAGUGCCCUGGCCCUCAACAGCAGCUUGAUGGACCUGGUGUACUAUACACGACAGGGUUGUCAGCGGCUCAAGCAAGUAACCAAAACACCUUAA
Messenger RNA from Elephantulus edwardii (Cape elephant shrew), 3669 nucleotides. RefSeq names its product AF4/FMR2 family, member 1 (gene AFF1). Lineage: Eukaryota; Metazoa; Chordata; Mammalia; Macroscelidea; Macroscelididae. Gene Ontology annotation, cellular component: super elongation complex; nucleus. The record is from RefSeq and is a predicted model, not a curated record. Gene Ontology annotation, biological process: regulation of gene expression.